GUCUUGGCGCCCAGUUCCAAGACCUCCUGUUUGGCCCAACUGGGCAAGUCCAGCCAUGAUGGCUACGCAGCCGAGGAGAAUCACCGGCGUGGCAAGUCCGACAUGUAUAGCGCACAUUUGACCAACGCCUAUCGACCAAAGGUUACCAAUGUCUUGGAAGAGAAUCCUGAGGCCUCCUGGGUGAAGCGAAAAACCGCCGUGGUAUCGCCCCAGAAGGGAGCUUGGACCAAAGUGUCCCCACCCAAGCAGGAGAAAGUGCCUCAAUAUCAAGACACACUACGCACCUUACACCGCACCUCCUUGGAGCCCCAGCCCGACGCCGCCGUGAAGCGCGGCGAGCACCGCAAGGCGCCGCUGCAGCGCUUCGCAGCGGCGACGCCAGAGACGCCGGCCACGGACGCGUUGGAAACGCCCGCGGCGGCUGAGGAUCUGAGCCACUAA
Molecule: messenger RNA, 441 nt
Organism: Cladocopium goreaui
Lineage: Eukaryota; Dinophyceae; Suessiales; Symbiodiniaceae
Source: the annotation of a GenBank genome assembly